This is a messenger RNA of Amaranthus tricolor (Joseph's coat), 1823 nucleotides long. Its product is annotated as UDP-arabinose 4-epimerase 1-like. Gene Ontology annotation, cellular component: cytosol. The transcript has 11 exons. The coding region runs from base 278 to 1543 and encodes 421 amino acids. Lineage: Eukaryota; Viridiplantae; Streptophyta; Magnoliopsida; Caryophyllales; Amaranthaceae. Gene Ontology annotation, biological process: beta-D-galactose catabolic process via UDP-galactose, Leloir pathway. The record is from RefSeq and is a predicted model, not a curated record. Gene Ontology annotation, molecular function: UDP-glucose 4-epimerase activity.
UAUUUUUUAUUUAAUUUAUCUUUUUAAUUUAUAAUUUUCUAAAAAUCUUGUUGCCACUUUCCACAUUUUGGGAUCUUACGGAAUUUUGUACUUUUUUUUGCUUUGAUAAUUACUGGGUUGUAAACAUUGUUUUGAUUUUUCAAAUUCAUUCUUGUUUACCCUUUCUUUGCCUUUGUCAAUGUCAUUGUUCUUCAACAUUGGCGUGCUUCCUAUUUUGUGUUUUUCUGGAUGAAUAAAUUUGUUUGAUUGUUGAUAAUUGAUUGAAGCUGUUCUCCAAAUGCUUGGGUUUAGCAGGGCGAGAACUCAAUCUAGAAACGGUAGAUCUUUGCCUCUUGCAGGCAUGGAUUACGCUGAUCCAAAGCGGAAGGGCAAUGUUGUGGGUAAAAUUAUUGUUGCUGCUGGGUUGAUUGCGUUUUGCCUUAUUAUGAUUAAACAGUCUCCAACUUUCAGCACCCCAAGUCAAUUUUCCCGCCAUGAAGAGGGUGUCACUCAUGUCUUGGUGACUGGUGGUGCUGGCUACAUUGGGUCCCAUGCAGCAUUAAGGCUUCUAAAAGACUCGUAUCGUGUGACUAUUGUGGACAAUCUUUCUCGUGGGAACCUGGCUGCUGUUAAGAUUUUACAACAUAUGUUUCCAGAACCAGGAAGACUUCAAUUCGUUUACGCUGAUUUGGGAGAUGCUAGUGCUGUAAACAAACUUUUCUCAGAAAAUGCCUUUGAUGCUGUGAUGCAUUUUGCUGCUGUUGCUUAUGUAGGAGAGAGCACUCUUGACCCUCUUAGAUAUUACCACAAUAUUACAUCAAACAGCUUGGUAGUAUUGAAGGCAAUGAUAAAGCAUGGAGUACAGACUUUGAUAUAUUCAAGUACAUGUGCAACAUAUGGUGAGCCUGAGAAGAUGCCCAUAACAGAAGAAACUCCUCAGAUUCCUAUCAAUCCAUAUGGUAAAGCUAAGAAGAUGUCAGAAGAUAUAAUUCUGGAUCUGGCUAAGCAAAACACAGACAUGUCAAUUAUGAUAUUAAGAUACUUUAAUGUUAUUGGGUCUGAUCCUGAUGGAAGAUUGGGGGAGGCUCCUAGACCAGAGUUGCGAGAGCAUGGACGGAUUUCAGGUGCUUGUUUUGAUGCUGCUCGUGGAAUUAUACCUGGAUUGAAGGUAAGAGGAACGGAUUACAAGACUCCAGAUGGCACCUGCAUACGAGAUUACAUUGAUGUGACCGAUCUAGUUGAUGCUCAUGUAAAAGCUCUUGAAAAAGCAAAGCCUGGCAAGGUUGGAAUUUACAAUGUCGGCACAGGAAAAGGUAGAUCUGUGAAAGAAUUUGUGGAGGCUUGCAAGAAGGCAACAGGGGUAGACAUCAAGGUCGAUUAUUUAGCACGUCGCCCAGGAGAUUACGCUGAAGUUUACAGUGACCCUACAAAGAUCAAGGAGGAGCUUAACUGGACUGCUAAGCAUACAGAUCUUGAGGAGAGUUUGCAGAUAGCAUGGAGAUGGCAGAAGGCGCAUCGGAACGGCUAUGGGCCCGCAUUAUUAGCAAGAGCAACAGCCAUGUAGAUGGGUGUUCUGUUGUUUAGGAUUUCAAAAGGCUAAUGUUAAAAUUAGCAGGCAGUUCACAUAGGAGAAGAGGGCAGGUUAUAUAGCCUUGGUAUUUAUUCUUUAUAUUGUUAAAUUAUACUUUGAUUAAUGGUGUAGGAUAGAGUGGUAGGGACUAGUGAGCAAUAAUCUAUUUGUUGCUGCCUAAUAUUAGUUGUAUAAUUCCAGUGAGAGCCUUUUUCUGUUUAUGAAUUUUGAAGAUCUUAAUUCUCUCAUUUAUAUAGUAUAUAUCUUUUUAACA